This is a messenger RNA of Elaeis guineensis (African oil palm), 1568 nucleotides long. RefSeq names its product UPF0496 protein 1. The record is from RefSeq and is a predicted model, not a curated record. Lineage: Eukaryota; Viridiplantae; Streptophyta; Magnoliopsida; Arecales; Arecaceae.
GACACGCUUUACCAUGCAGCCCUCUCCGAUUCCUUCUGCGUGCAAACAACCCCAAAAUGAUUUCCACAAAGUCCCCCUCUCUAUCUACAUAAAGCUCUCAAUCCCCUCAUCGAUUCAGUCACCAAACUACAUCACUCUAUCCUCAAGUUUGAAGUAAACCUUAGCAAAAGCCUCAUCCCCCCCAAUUAGCCCAGAAAUCCCACUAAUUCUCUCCAAAUUAUUGUUAAUUUAUAGCUAUGGGAGGAUGCCUUCGCUCUAAGCCGGCCGUUCAUGGCAUGGACGACACCGACGACAACACCGAACAGCGGUACAUCUCCGAGCUGAACGCCUACUACGAGGAGGCCUGCCGGCUCGACCCCAAGAUCCAAACCUUCAACCUGACCCUCCAGCGCCGGACCAGCCGCGUCCUCUCCUCCCUCGCAGGCGACGCCGCAGCCCUCCGCUCCCUCUCCUUCAACUCCCUCAGAGAAGCCACUGACGGCCUCCUCGCCGUCAACCACGACGCCUUUGCUGUCGUCCUCGACCUCAAGGAUGACAUCUCCUCCAACCCCGAUCUCCUCUUCUUCGUCAAAGAAUUCUUCAAGAACAGCGUCGAGACCCUCAAGUUCUUCGCCGCCCUCAAACAAUGCCUCCACAGAGCUCAUGAAGCCGAAUCCAUCGUCAACUCCGCCAUACAACUCUUCGAUGGGAAGGAAUUCUCCAAAUCUUUAGAGAAGUUGAGAGAUUUCAGAGCUUUAGGGGAUCCCUUCACGUCGAGCUUCAUCGACGAGCUCCGAUCGGUGUGCGAGCACCAGCGGUCGACGUUGGUUUCAUUGCACGGCAAGAAGGAAGAGAUCGACAAGAAGCUCGGCUGCGUCAAGGCGUGGAGGAAGGUGUGGAGCGUGGCGUACGCGGCGACGUUCGCGGCGGUGCUGAUUUGCUCGGUGGUGCUGGCGGCGGUGGCGGUGCCUCCUGCAGCGACGGCGGCUGCCGCGGCGGCCUCGACGGCGAUGGGGUCGAUUGGGGCGUGGUUCGAUGCGCUGUGGGAGAACUGUGAGGGGGUGUUGGAAGGGGAGGUUGAGGUUAUUGGGAUGGUGAGGAAGGAGACGUUCUUUGCGAUACAAGAGCUGGAUGGAAUGAGGGUGGCGGUGGAGAAGCUGGAGGCAAUGGUGGGGUCGAUGGCGAGGGAGACGGAGUUCGGGAUGAGGGAGGAGGAGGAGGUGGCGGUGAGGGUGGCGGUGGAGGGGAUGAGGAAGAAGUUGGGGGAAUUUGGGAGGAGUCUUGUGGAGUUGGAGAAUGAAGUGGAUAGAUGCAGCGGGGAAGUGGGGAAGGCGUCGGCAGCCGUGUUGCAGACUAUUACUGGAGGAUCAGAAGGUUCGUCGGGGUAGCUCCAUUGGGAGGAAUUGGUCUAGUUGAUGAAAUUAUAAAAUGUAAAAUAAUCAGACAAAUUAUUUUUUUGGUUUACACGAUUUGUCAGUGGGUUUUGUGUGUAUCAGACAAUGAUAUAUAUUUCUUUUCUACACUUUGAAUUUUGUCAUCCAAGACUUGUCUUCUAUUAAGAUAGUUAUUUUUUCGUAAAUAUCUAAAAA